UAUGGGCAAAAAUAUUGAAUAACAAGAAGUGGAGAAGAAUUAGACAAAAGAGUAGGUUUUGGCAAUCAAAAAGAAUAGAAUUACUAAAAUUGGCAAAUCCAUUAGAAAACUUGUUGUUUUAGACUAAAAACAAAUCAAAAAAGCUAUAAAUGCUUUAUUAAAAUACAGAGAAUCUACUCACACUGACAAUAUACUUGACAUAAAAGAUGAUUUUAUUUAUUUGGAAAUUGUAUUAAACAAAUUGCCCAUUAAAUAUUCAUUGAGACCUGUAUAAAUGUAUAAUAAUAUAAUUAAUUUCAAUUAGUAAAUUACCAAAUGCUAUUUACAAUUAAGAGAUGAAUUCUAAAUUUUGUAUAAUCAGCACAAAUCCUUAAAGACAAUUCAAAGAUUAAAUUUGUGAAUUCGAUAUACCAUUAAUCCAAAAAGUGAUUGGUUAUGGUAAAUUGAAUAAAAAAUACCCAACUUAUACAGAUAAGAGAAAACUAUUUUAUGAAUAUGAUUAAUUCUUUUGUGAUCAAAGGAUAUAUGGAAAUUUAGCAAAAGGAUUAGGAAAAAUCUUUUAUGAACGAAAAAAGUAAUCAAAUUUUAAUAUUUAGAAUACCUUUCCCAAUAAAUUGUGAAAAUAUUACUCAAGAAGCAUUGAAUGAUUUAUCAAACUCUACUUAUUUUAUUUAAGGAAAUGGCCCUGUAUAGUAAUUUUAUAUAAUAUCUUAGUACUGUUAAAAUUGGUAGAGUUGCAUAAACAGCAGAUUAAAUUACAUAAAAUGUUUUGGCAGCAGCAUAUGAUGUCUUACCAAAUGUUUUAUAAGAAAAAGGUAUGAGCUUAAGUUGCUUAAGAUAAUUAAAUGUUAAAUUGUCAAGUUCAAUAUCCUUACCAUUUUAUUCAAGACUUAGUGUAAGAGAGAUAGAAGCAUGGAAAAAUCAAUGAU
This is a messenger RNA of Paramecium pentaurelia, 929 nucleotides long. NCBI's taxonomy places the organism in Eukaryota, Ciliophora, Oligohymenophorea, Peniculida, Parameciidae. The record is from the annotation of a GenBank genome assembly.